AUGCUCUUCUUCAGUUUCUUCAAGACGCUCAUUGACCAUGAGGUCACCGUAGAGCUUAAGAACGAUAUCCAGCUCCGCGGCACGCUGAAGAGCGUCGACCAGUACCUCAACAUUAAGCUCGACGACAUCUCCGUCGUAGAAGAGCUGAAGUAUCCUCAUCUUAGCUCCGUUAAGAACGUCUUCAUCAGAGGAUCGGUGGUACGAUACGUCCAUCUUCCCGCUACCUCAGUAGAUACCCAGCUCCUUGAGGAUGCGACAAGAAGAGAAGCUGCAAGCCAGCCAGCCAAGGCUAAAUAA
[Torrubiella] hemipterigena is the source of this 297-nucleotide messenger RNA. NCBI's taxonomy places the organism in Eukaryota, Fungi, Ascomycota, Sordariomycetes, Hypocreales, Clavicipitaceae. The record is from the annotation of a GenBank genome assembly.